AUGAAGUGUAGUCUCAACCCCAGACACAACACUAUUCACUCACCACUACUACUGCACUCUCGCUCUCACUCUCACUCUUAUAGUGGACUCGAGUCGACACUCAAGCCGUCGCAUAGCCUACACUGCACUGCACUUUCGCCUGAAAAGCUCAUCUUUCGCGUCGAUAUGUGCGACACGAGUAGUGAACUGUCGGACAACCCAUCGCUGGACAGUGGGUUCAUGUGCUCCGUGGAUGGCGUGGACGCGGAGGUGGACGCCGAUGGCCAGCAGCUGCUGCUAAAUAUUAAAGCGCAGCUAUACACGCUGUGCUCAUCACUUGACAGCCUGUUGGGUAGCGACCUGUCACCCAAGUACACGAGGCACCUACCGCACCUGCGCCUCCACCUGCGGCUACCGGUCGUCGACGACGCCUACUUUGACGACCUGUCGGCCACCGACUCGAUCUACUCCUCCGACAACGAGCUGUCGUCGCCGACAGACGAGACGGCCGUCACAAUGACACUGAAUAUCAACACAUCGACGGGUCUGGUGUUGGCCACCACGAAGACUGUGAUGAGUCCGGUGGUGGCCGACGAGGACCGCCUCUGCGGUAAGCAUAUAGUGUUCGGCGGCGACUGCCUGUCCACCGGAGAUGAUAAUCAUCUGGUGGUGAUCGGCGGCAAAGAGGUGGACCUCCGGUGCGAGAAAUACUCGGUGCUGUCGUACGAACAGGUGUGUAGACUGGAUCGGGUGAUGGAUGAGGUGGUGCCCAUCCACGGUAGGGGCAACUUCCCGACGCUCGAGAUAAAGCUCAAGCACCUGAUCCAAGUGGUGCGCCAGAAGCUGGACACGGAGGGCGUGCCGGUGCGCGACGUGCGGCUCAACGGCGGUGCGGCCAGUCAUGUGCUGACGCCCGAGAGCUCGGCCUACAACGACUUGGACCUGAUCUUCGGCGUCGACCUCUCGAACCAUCGCAACUUCGACAGAGUGCGGGCGGCGGUGUUGGACUCGUUGCUCGACUUCCUGCCCGACAUCACCAUCAAGAAGCGCAUCAGCACCUGUAGCCUGAAAGAGGCCUACGUGCAUAAGAUGGUGAAAGUGACGGACGGCGACCGGUGGUCACUGAUAUCGCUGUCCAACAAUUUGGGCCGUAAUGUGGAGAUAAAGUUCGUGGAUGUGAUGAAACGGCAGUUCGAGUUCUCUGUGGACUCGUUCCACAUAAUCCUCGACUCUCUGCUCCAGUUCUACGAGUGCUCGAAGUCGAUGGCCAUCACCGAGAACUUCUACCCGACAGUCGUGGCCGAGUCGGUGUUCGGCGACUUUCGCGAGGCUCUCCUCCACCUCCAGAAGAAGCUGAUCGCCACCCGAGCGCCCGAAGAGAUUCGCGGCGGCGGUCUCCUCAAGUACUGCAACCUAUUGGUCAGGGAUUACCACCCGUUCGACGCGCUCGAGAUCAAGAAGCUCGAGAAGUACAUGUGUUCCCGGUUUUUCAUCGACUUCUCAGACCUGGGUCAGCAGCGGUCCAAACUGGAGGGAUACCUGGCCAACCACUUCGUGGGCUACGAGCACCUCAAGUUUGAUUACCUGAUGAUACUGUCGAGGGUCGUGAACGAGUCGACGGUCUGCCUCAUGGGUCACGAGCGCCGUCAGACGCUCAACCUCAUCGACGAGUUGGCCCAUUAUGUCUACUAUCAGGACCAGCAGAGGCUCGUGGCCGCCAAACACCAACAGCAGCACCAACACCAACACCAACAGCAGCACCUCCAGUACGAGCACCACACGACCAACCCGUACCAAAUGAUCUGUACGGGCGCUCAAUACUUCUAUACUCCAUAUAUGCCAACCCAUCACCAACUGAGCCCAGCCCAGCCGCCCGCCUGUCCCCCGCCCGCCACCACCUGUUACACGCCGUGUCACUGCGGCCACGGAUGGAUGACGUGUAUGAGCGCAUAG
Molecule: messenger RNA, 1932 nt
Organism: Oppiella nova
Lineage: Eukaryota; Metazoa; Arthropoda; Arachnida; Sarcoptiformes; Oppiidae
Source: the annotation of a GenBank genome assembly